Molecule: messenger RNA, 2598 nt
Organism: Sinocyclocheilus rhinocerous
Lineage: Eukaryota; Metazoa; Chordata; Actinopteri; Cypriniformes; Cyprinidae
Product: nucleoporin seh1-like
Exons: 9
Coding region: 174-1265 (363 amino acids)
Biological process (GO): cellular response to amino acid starvation; positive regulation of TORC1 signaling
Cellular component (GO): nuclear pore outer ring; Seh1-associated complex
Molecular function (GO): protein binding; structural molecule activity
Source: RefSeq, a predicted model, not a curated record
CACCGCCAUUAAAUAAACACAGAAGCAGCGAGCAACGGUUUCAGAAAAGAAACAUGGCGGCGAUGGAGUGUAGCAUUUCUGUUGAAGUUUGACUGAACGUCUCUCCGCUGUUUCAUUAACUGAGCUGUGUGAGAUAUUUUCUCGCCGGCGUCAAGAAGUAGUUUUACUGCAAGAUGUUCGUGGCGAAGAGCAUCGCAGCGGAUCAUAAAGAUCUGAUUCACGAUGUUUCUUAUGACUUUCACGGUCGGAGGAUGGCGACCUGCUCCAGUGAUCAGAGCGUCAAGGUCUGGGACAAAGGGGACGAUGGAGAGUGGCGUUGUACUGCUAGCUGGAAGACUCACAGUGGAUCCGUGUGGAGGGUGACAUGGGCGCAUCCUGAGUUUGGUCAGGUGUUGGCGUCUUGUUCCUUUGACCGCACUGCGGCUGUAUGGGAGGAGAUCGUAGGUGAAUCCAAUGACAAACAACGGGGACAAAGUCACUGGAUCAAGAGAACCACACUGGUGGACAGCCGGACGUCCGUGACCGAUGUCAAGUUUGCGCCGAAGCACAUGGGCCUGAUGCUGACCACCUGCUCUGCAGACGGCGUGGUGCGCAUCUACGAGGCCCCUGAUGUGAUGAACCUCAGCCAGUGGUCACUGCAGCACGAGAUCUCCUGCAAGCUCUCCUGCUCCUGCAUCUCCUGGAACCCCUCCAGUUCUCGAGCUCAUCCUCCAAUGAUAGCCGUGGGCAGUGACGACAGCAACGUCACAUACAGUGGCAAAGUGCAGAUCUAUGAGUAUAAUGAAAAUACAAGGAAGUAUGCCAAAGCAGAGACGCUGAUGACUGUGACUGACCCGGUACACGACAUCACCUUUGCUCCUAAUCUGGGGAGAUCCUUCCAUGUGCUGGCCAUAGCCACCAAAGACGUCCGCAUUUUCAAACUCGUACCUUUGAGGAGAGAGAGCGCCAACAGCUCUGGUCCCACUAAGUUUGAGGUGCAGGUGAUGGCUCAGUUUGACAGUCAUAACUCUCAGGUGUGGCGCGUGAGCUGGAACAUCACCAGCACUCUGCUGGCCUCCUCUGGAGACGACGGCUGUGUGCGGCUCUGGAAAGCUAAUUACAUGGACAACUGGAAGUGCACAGGGAUCCUGAGAGGAGACGGCAGCCCAGUGAACGGCUCUGGACAUGCUGCGGCUCUGAGCGCGGUGGGCGUCCCUGGAGCCGCUCAGAUGCUUGUUGGGGCCACUUCUGCUGGCAGAAAAAUAGCUCAGCUGAUGCCAGGCUAACAGCAUAACGUGCUGAUUGGCUGUUUGCUGCAUGCACAGGAUUGGACCGAGACCUCAUUGACCCUCCCCUGCACAGUGUGACACCUGAACACUCGUCUAGCUACUAAUCCGACAGAAGCGUGUGCUGACUGCACGGUCGGUUGUGUGGCUGUUAGAGGAACUGUGCCUCUGUGUGUGUGUGUGUGUGUGUGUGUGUGUUGUGUUCAGUGGUACUUACCUGACCAUGAGCUUUUUUUUUGUAUUAUUGAACAAAUUACACUAAACUUGAUUCCCAUCAAUACUGACAUACUUAUUAAUUGUUGUGAUAUGAUGCAGUAUUACUCAUUUGAAUACAUUUAGGUCAUUUUUCAUGAGUUUCAAACAUUAUUGUCUGCACUUGUCAGCAUUUGUAUUGACCAUGUUAGAAACCUGUUGUAGAUGCAUUUAAAGGAACAGUGCACCAAAAAUCAAAAUUAUAUCGUUUACUCGCCUUCAAGAGUUCCAGAGCUUGUUUCUUCUGUGAAGCACAAAAGGAGAUGUUUUAAAACCCCUCAUUUAUCAAAAACCUAUUUGCAUUUGGAGCAACUUGAAGGUGGGUAAAUUUGGCAACUUUGGUUUCUGGGUGAACUAUUCCUUUAACUCCGGCUCCCAGAGAACACUCCACAUAUUUGUGCUGUUGUUUUGAAGCUGCUGGCAUGUGUUGUGUUGUGUGGACAGUAGAGGGAGACAAUGUAUCUUUCAGCCCGGUUUUGCCCAAAUUGCUCUGUCUCCAAAUAUCCCCUUGGAAUAACUAACACGUUACAUUUAAUUCAUUAGACUAACUGAAUGACCAGAUUACAUUAACUCUUCUAUGAUGUAGGCACAGAUUGCUUUAAGCUUUUUGCUUUGCUAAAUCCUAGUAGUCAAUAAUGAAACAUUUGAUAUGCCAAACAAUAUCUUUCUGGGUUAAUGAACGAUCACCAAAAGUUUGUGUCAAAAUUCAGGAUUUUGGUGCAUGAAUAAUGAACCAUAAAUCAAAGGCUGGAACCCGAUCAUUGAUGCCAUAUAUAUUGGGGAUCUUGAGAUGCUUGUUCUCCUUCAUGACAGGAACUCAGCACAUUCUUUAUAGUGGUACCACUUGAAAUGGGAAUUCAAAAGGAGAAAAUCUAAGCAGAUUUAUAAAUGAAUGCAACUUUUAUGAGUGUAUGUUUUUCUAAAAUAAAGUUUGUUUUUCAGUUCUGAGUUAUGCAAUAAAAACCUCUCUGAGGUUUGUCUGAAUUGUGUUUGUCCUCAUUCAAGGAGACCUUGCAAGAGGAAUGUGUUGGUCUGAAAAGACAUUAAAAAUAAAUAAAAAAUAAAACCUUAUCCUUUUUGU